Hipposideros armiger (great roundleaf bat) is the source of this 2440-nucleotide messenger RNA. RefSeq names its product methylthioadenosine phosphorylase (gene MTAP). The transcript has 8 exons. The record is from RefSeq and is a predicted model, not a curated record. Gene Ontology annotation, biological process: nucleoside metabolic process. Gene Ontology annotation, cellular component: cytosol. Bases 114 to 965 code for a protein of 283 amino acids. Lineage: Eukaryota; Metazoa; Chordata; Mammalia; Chiroptera; Hipposideridae. Gene Ontology annotation, molecular function: S-methyl-5-thioadenosine phosphorylase activity.
GAGGAGGAGCCAGAGCGGCCCGGGACUCCGCACUGCUCAGUCCCGCGCUAGGCACUGCAACCUUCCGUGGUUCUGGCCCGCGCGCCCCCCUGCAGCCUUCUCCCAGCGCAGAUAUGGCGUCAUGUGCCACCCCCACUGCCGUGAAGAUUGGAAUAAUUGGUGGAACAGGCCUUGAUGAUCCAGAAAUCUUGGAAGGAAGAACCGAAAAAUAUGUGGAUACUCCAUUUGGCAAGCCUUCUGAUGCCUUAAUCUUGGGGAAGAUAAAGAAUGUUGAUUGCGUCCUCCUUGCAAGGCAUGGGAGGCAGCAUACCAUCAUGCCUUCAAAAGUCAAUUAUCAGGCCAACAUCUGGGCUCUGAAGGAGGAGGGUUGCACACACGUCAUAGUGACCACGGCUUGUGGUUCCUUGAGGGAAGAGAUUCAGCCCGGUGAUAUCGUCAUUAUUGAUCAGUUCAUCGACAGGACCACCACAAGGCCUCAGACAUUCUAUGAUGGGAGUCAUUCCUGUGCCAGAGGAGUUUGCCAUAUUCCAAUGGCUGAGCCCUUCUGUCCCAAAACGAGAGAGGUCCUCAUAGAGACUGCGAAGAAGCUAGGACUCCGGUGCCACUCAAAAGGGACAAUGCUCACAAUCGAAGGGCCUCGCUUUAGUUCACGGGCAGAAAGCUUCAUGUUCCGCACCUGGGGGGCAGACGUGAUCAACAUGACCACAAUUCCAGAGGUGGUUCUUGCUAAGGAGGCUGGACUUUGCUAUGCAAGUAUCGCCAUGGCAACAGAUUACGAUUGCUGGAAGGAGCACGAGGAAGCGGUUUCCGUGGACCGGGUUUUAAAAACCCUGAAAGAAAAUGCCAAUAAAGCCAAGAGCUUACUUCUCACUACCAUACCUCAGGUAGGGUCCAUGGAAUGGUCAGAAACGCUGCAUAACCUAAAGAAUAUGGCCCAGUUUUCUGUUUUAUUACCAAGACAUUAAAAUUGCAUGGCUGCCCCGAAGACAAGAAGACUUUCUAAUUCUAGUCAUUUAGGAAAUUCCCACUUAAUUUGAAGAAAUUUGGAAAAACUUUUCAUGCCCUUGCCUGCUAAGGAAGAACAUGUGGGCAGAUAAGACAUUGCCAAGGUGAAAGAUGCCUUCUGAAAGACAUGGACUGCUUCAAAAAACAGGGAAGGCAAAUAAGUAAAUGUGGAAGAUUCCUACACUUUAGGAAAAAGACAAGAAGAUACCACUCACCCUUCCCUCAUUAAAUUCCUAACAAUAAAGGGUGGGAGGUAGCAUCCAGCUUCCUAUAUUGCCAAGGAAUAUGAAGACAAAGUGGAACUCUUAGGCCGUUUAUUGCUGUCACUGUAAAUUGGUACAAUCUUUCUGGAGGACAAAUGUAUCAAAAGGCUUAAAAAUACAUAUACCUUUUGUGCAGGUUACUCUACUCCUAGGAAUUUAUCUUUCAAAAGUUAGGAGAAAUACAAAGAAUUAUGUACAAAGACAGAUGUUUAAUACAGUAUUAGUUAUAGUAACAAAUAUUCAAAACAAUCUUGAGUAUCCAAAAAUUUGAAAUAAAUUAUGGUUUCGCUCUAGUUAGAUUGUGAAGCAGCCAACUGAAGAUGAUGCUUUUACUAAUAUUUAAUGUCUUAAAGAAUUGGUUGCUCUAUAAUAUGAAGUGAAGAAAGGAUAUGUAAGCAUUUUACAGUACUAAUUUUAAGUCUAUGUAAAUGUACAAAAAGACUAGAAAGAAAUAUAUAACGUUUUGUUAUUGUACAUGGGGGGGCAUACUGGAUAAUUUUAAUUUUCUUUAUAUUUUUCUGUCUUUACAUUUUUUUCUACAAUGAAUAUAAUCAAAUAGUGAAGUUGUUUUAAAAAUAAAAAUGACUUAAAAGGAUCUGGUUUUUGAAAACUGUUUCUGGUAAUGAAGCAAAAUUUAAGAUGGUAGUACUAAGAGUUCUGUUUUAAUUCCAUCUUUGUUAAAAAAAAGGAUCAUUAAUGACUUUUACAGUCAGAACAGUACUUGGGUUUGCAACAACUUCUUGAAAAAAGCUGGGUGUUUAAAACUAAGAGUGGAACUAUCAGACAAUAUACAUACAUACUGUGCCAGAUACUUUUAAAAUUAAUAUUUCACUUAUUUCUACUCCUUUUUAUGAGUUGAUGAAUUAUUUUACAAGUUGAUGUUUUUUGUUUUUUUAAUAUAAUGGAAGCUUGCUUUUUUUAUUGUUAGUUUUAUAGGAAUGUAUCACAGGAAGAUCUUUUUUCCUCAGAAUUAUUAAUUUUCUUUUUACUGUGACCUGUUCUUUUCAUUGUGUUCUUUACUGACGGAUCUCUUGUUUAAAGAGUCUGUAAAGUCAAUGUGUUUGUGUCUAUGGAUUGCCUUCAAGUUAAUAAGCUGCUAAUUGUAAACAAUAAAAUAAAGCAGUUACCCUCCAGCAUUAAUACUGAGCUGUUUGGGUUACAUGUGAUCAUGA